Molecule: messenger RNA, 840 nt
Organism: Rhincodon typus (whale shark)
Lineage: Eukaryota; Metazoa; Chordata; Chondrichthyes; Orectolobiformes; Rhincodontidae
Product: trifunctional purine biosynthetic protein adenosine-3-like
Exons: 7
Coding region: 73-840 (255 amino acids)
Biological process (GO): purine nucleobase biosynthetic process
Molecular function (GO): metal ion binding; phosphoribosylamine-glycine ligase activity; ATP binding
Source: RefSeq, a predicted model, not a curated record
CUCUGCUUGCCUGACUUGUGAAUUAAACUAUGUUCUGUGUUCAUCCUUUUUAAAGUUUAUUCACAAAACUGUAUGUUCCAUGGACUAGGAUAUCUUUCCAAUCCACAUGUGACCAUGGGUGAGCGAGUACUUGUUAUUGGCAGCGGGGGACGUGAACACGCCCUGGCGUGGAAGCUGGCCCAGUCACCACAUGUAUUGCAGGUUUUCGUUGCCCCUGGAAAUGCUGGAACAGCUGAAAAUGAAAAAAUCUCCAAUUCAGCUGUUUCUGUCAGCAAUCAUGCAAUUCUUGCUCAAUACUGCAAAGAUCACAAUAUUGGCCUGGUGGUAGUUGGACCAGAAGCUCCACUCGCUGCUGGAAUUGUUGAUGACCUAACAGCUGCAGGAGUGAGAUGCUUUGGUCCGUCAGCAAAGGCAACACGACUGGAAGCUAGCAAGCAUUUUGCUAAAGAGUUCUUGGAUCGACAUGCUAUUCCUACUGCUCGAUGGAAAGCUUUCACCGACCCUGAGGAAGCAUGUGGUUUCAUCCAGCAUGCUGAUUUCCCUGCACUGGUCGUAAAAGCAAGUGGUUUAGCUGCUGGGAAAGGUGUUAUUGUAGCAGCUGAUGUAGGAGAGGCUUGCAAAGCAGUCCAAGACAUAAUGCAGGAAAAGACCUUUGGUUCUGCUGGUGAAACAGUAGUUGUGGAGGAACUGCUUGAGGGAGAGGAAGUUUCUGUAAGUAAGGUUUAUUUUGCCAGCCCAACACUGUUUGAAAUUUAUUUUCUGUUUAUCAUUGUCAACUUUAUCCAAUUAUGUAUUUCCCAGGACAAGGCACCAGUUAAUGCCAAACUUUGCUUCCAGUAA